Brassicogethes aeneus is the source of this 4762-nucleotide messenger RNA. NCBI's taxonomy places the organism in Eukaryota, Metazoa, Arthropoda, Insecta, Coleoptera, Nitidulidae. The record is from the annotation of a GenBank genome assembly.
CUGAUGUGCGCUGUUGUCAUGUGAAAUGCGCAUGACAUUUUCGUUGGCGCAUGUCAUAUACAGUUUUGUUGGCCGGUCUUGGUUGGAGCAAGAUAUAUUAAAAAGGAAGCCAUUAAAAUUUAAUUUGCUGACUCUAUUUUACUGCAAAAUGCAGUACACCAACAAUGUUUUCCACAAUAAUUCAAUGCACAGGUCAAGACCAGAUCGCAACGAACAAUUUGGAAAGCAGUCAAACUAUUGGUGUGGACCACCUCAGCACACAAUGGCACCAGUUCAAGAUUUUGGCGGGCCAAACACAAGACAGUACAAAAACAAAUCUCAGCCAGAAGAUCAAGAAUUAACCAUGCCAAUUUGGUCGGAAACAGAACUUAAACCAUUUAAAAAGAACUUUUAUAUUGCACACAAUAACAUAAAAAAUAGGCAAACCCAUGAAGUUGACAAUUACAGGGAAAAUAAGGAUAUAAUCGUCAGAGGAACUAAUGUGCCUCAGCCAAAUGUAUGCUUUGAGGAGAACAGUUUCCCUGAAUAUGUGAUGCAAACUCUAAUGAAACAGGGAUUCAACGAACCGACCGCGAUUCAGUCGCAGGGCUGGCCCAUUGUACUUUCUGGCAGAGAUUUGGUAGGCAUUGCUCAGACUGGUUCUGGCAAAACGUUAGCCUACAUGUUGCCUGCAACAAUUCACAUUAACAGCCAAUCAAGGCCUUUAAGAGGAGAAGGACCAAUUGCACUUAUUCUUGCUCCAACCAGAGAACUCGCCCAACAAAUUCAAAAGGUAGCGCACGAGUUUGGAUCGACCACCAUGAUCCGCAACACAUGCAUUUUUGGAGGAUCGCCCAAAGGUCCACAAGCCAGAGAUUUGGAGAGAGGAGUCGAAAUUGUGAUUGCCACGCCUGGAAGGUUAAUCGAUUUUUUGGAAAAAGGGACCACUAACCUACACAGGUGUACCUACUUAGUAUUGGAUGAGGCUGACAGAAUGUUGGAUAUGGGAUUCGAACCUCAAAUCAGGAAGAUCAUUCAGCAAGUGCGCCCAGACAGACAGGUUCUUAUGUGGUCAGCCACUUGGCCAAAGCAGGUGCAAGCCUUGGCGGAAGAAUUUUUAGUCGACUACGUCCAGGUCAACAUUGGCGGUCUUUCCUUGUCCGCUAAUCACAACAUCAAGCAAAUCGUCGAGGUUUGCGAUGAAUCCGAAAAGGAAGAGAAACUGUCUAAAUUGCUUAAGGAAAUUGGAUCUGAUCGUAACAACAAAAUCAUCGUAUUCGUGGAAACCAAGAAGAAAGUCGACGACAUCACCAAAAGCAUAAAACGCGACGGAUUCGCGGCCAUUUGCAUCCACGGCGACAAGUCGCAACCCGAAAGAGACUACGUGCUGGGCGAAUUUAGGAGCGGAAAGUUCUCCAUCCUGGUCGCCACCGACGUGGCCGCUCGCGGUCUGGACGUCGAGGACGUCAAAUACGUCAUCAACUAUGACUACCCCAAUUCGUCAGAAGACUACGUACACAGAAUUGGCAGAACCGGCCGUUGCCAGCAAGCCGGCACCGCAUACGCCUUCUUCACCGCCAACAACCAGAGGCAAGCCAAAGACUUGCUGGCCGUGUUGGAAGAAGCAGGCCAAGUAGUUUGCCCACAGUUGCAAGAGCUCGCCCAAUCGGCGCGAUCGGGCCAAAACGGCCGCAACCACUGGCGCAACAACAACCGCAACAAAGACAACACCUCGCCCAGUUCGCAAAACAACAAAACCUGGACCAACAAGAGCAUGAACGGCGGCGAGUUCAAACCAAACAACGGACCUAGGAACUUUAACAACAGGAACGGCCAAGACGGCAUGCAGAGGAAUCAAAGGAGCUACAACAACUCAGGAUACAAUCAAUACCAGAACGGCGGCCAGUACCAGAGCCAAGGAUACCAGAACUCAUACAGUCCUCCAAACAUGUACCAACAGCAGAUGCAGCCCAGUGGACAGCCACGUGGAUAUGGCAACGGCGGCGGUCAAAGAAACUACAACAACCAGCGUUUCAACCAGCGUCAGCAGUACACGGGCCCCCCGCAGGCUACCAGCCCGAACAUGUACCACACCGUGCCGCCGCAGGCGUACAUGAUGCAAGCGCCCCCUGCCGCCGACGGCCUGCAGGGCAUCAUCAACCACAAGUUCUUCCAGAGCAGCCGCAUGCCCAGCGCGACGAACCCCUGCGCCUACCAGUCGCUCGGCCAGGGCCAAGCCGCCCCCUUCAACCAGUUCGCCGCACCGAUGCAGUACACCUACUCGUACGGACAGCCGCCGACGGCGGCCGUCCAGCAAUAAGCGCCGCCGCCCGCCUGAUGUUUGGAAGCCGACGGCGUACUCGCUCGAAAAUUUCUGGUAAAUUUUUCCCAAUAUGUUUAAUUUAGUUUAUUUUCUCUAUUGUUCCAACAGUUUCAAUCAAAUUGUAACGAAUUAUUAUCUAUGAUACCGAAAACUGUAUAUCCUAUCUGUAUAAAAAUUUAUGUUGUUGAAUUCUCAUUGCCCUUUUGAUUUUGAUUGAAGCUGUGUAAGUUUAAGUAAUUUGCAGAAUAGUUGAUGGGAGGAUGGAUUAAAAAUAAUGUAAAAGGACUGACGACAAACAUUAAGUUUGGCAAAGAACUAAUUUCAGGUGAUGGUUGCACUGCUUUGCUUGAUGUUAAUUAUUGUAUUCCAUGCAAUGGCUCUCCUUAAACUAAUUCUAGGUGUUUGUAGCUGCAGAGGCGAGACUACUCGUCGUUUUCAAUUCUACUUACUUACUAUGUGUAUGGCGUCUUUGCAGCACCCCCAUCCCCUCUAAAAUUAUAUUUAUCCUUAGUACAUAACUGUGUGAUUAGCGUAGUGUAACAGUUGUAACUAUCUGUAUGCGGUUGAAAUGCACGAAACAUAUAGAAGGGGAGUUUGGGCUCGUUUCGUUAUAGUAUUUUAUACAUGCUAUAAGAUGCAACUUAUAAUCUUACUGUAGAUUUAUAAAGAGUUAUAAAAAAAGAAUAGUAAGCAGUCAAAAAGUAAAUAAUAAAUAUUUCGAUAUACCAAAGGAUCUAAAAUAAGUGCCCGUUGUAUUAUAAAAGGUAGUUGAUAAAAGUAUUUUUAAUUUUGGAAAGUUCCCAGUCAUAUUUUUAUAGUGAUAAACAAAUGUAUUGUUAAACGUAAAGGACGAAUAAUAUAUUUUAUAAUAAAUUUUUUAUGGAAUAAAGCAUAAAGAAGAAGUAAACUAAGGUUUAUAAUAGAACGAGGUGCGUCGAAACGAAAAGUUAACUGGUAACUAAACUGGGUUACAACAAAAUAACUAGAUAGAAAUUAUAGUUUUAUUUAUUCGGGAGAGCUUAUGUUUAUGUUUGUUUACGAAUAUUGAUGAUAAAAAUUAUUGCCUCGGCAGUCAGUACUAGCUUUGAAGUAUGGAUGUUUGACUGUACCGGAAUAAGCCAGAGUGAGAGUUUAAUGGUUUUAAAAAGUACGUCGUGUCGUGUGCAAGUGCCCCCCGUUUCUCCUCCGUACGUUUGUUUUUUAAUUUAUUAUUGCGGAUCUUUGACAUGACUGCUUGUGUCGUGUACAUAUGUGUAGUAUUAAGUAUUAACUCGUUUGUCGUUUAGCGUGGUGCUGAAGAGCGCACGUGUCAUCUGUGAUAUUUAGCGAGUAAAGGUAGCAACAAAAGAAUAAUAACAUUAACUUUAUAUCCUUGUCUGGAGAAAACGCCGCCAAGCAUUUUCUAUCAAAUUCCACAAGUCUAGCGAAUCGUGUGCUGCUCGAUUUCAAUUCAAACUAAACUAAACCUAUUUACAUUUACACUACCCACCUAUUCAAAUCGAUGAUUUUUCUUGAUUGACAUAAAUUUAUAACGAAGUAACAAAAUUUAUAAUAUCUUAACGUAUUAUAAUUGUAGAUUGAGAUUUGUUGGCUGUGGAUAUUGGUAGUACGGUUUAGCAAUGUAUAAUAAACAUUGAUAGGAAUGUGAUAUUUUCUAUUAAGACUGAAAUAUCUCUAGAUAUAUUUUUUUUAUUCUUAUCUACGAUGACUGUAAUAAGGGGUCGUCAACCAUUACGUUAACUAACUGUUUUACCGUUCCAGUGUGCUUUAGUUUUUUGGAAGGUAACAAACAGCGUUUCUCGGACUGAGUAGUGCAUAACAAAAAAUAAGAAAAUUGCACAAAGUUAUAUCAUUAUUCUACAAUGUUAUCAUUCACGCCAUUGCAUCGUAACGAUUAACGAUUUUAUAAAUAUUUAAUAUUUAAUGAUCAUUUUUUUCUCAAGUCAAUUCUUUUUGUGGUGUUUUAUUGAACUCAAGUACCUAGAAUAUAUUUAUAAGUCUAGACCAGAAUUGUUGAUAAAAAUCAACCGUGAUCCUCUAAAGCGCGAUUUUGGUCAUGUUUAUUACAAUACCUACUUAUAUAAUUGCUUCAACAAUUAGGUUGUUAUACAAGGCCCCACAUUAAAACUCUCUUAAGAAUGAAUAAUAAUAUUAAAAUAAUUAUUUAUAUACUCUUCUGUAAGUUUCCAGCAAGUGCAUUUCUUGUAUGUAAUACAGUAUUAAUAUAUCCUAGUUGUAAUUUCAAAUAUAUUUUCAUUUUUUUUUUCGUAUAUAAUUAUGUUAUUUGUUUGAUUUUUAAAUUUGAUGUAAAAUACUUCAAAAUAAAAAUCUAAUAUUCAAAAUAGAUGUUUUAUUUUUAAGCUAGUAAUAUUAAUGUUCUCAUUUAUCUUAAAUACAUGUCAACUUUUCAGACAAAUUGUUACAAAUAUUGAUGUUUAUAAAAAUAAAUGGAAUAUGGAA